AUUUGAAGUAGAGUAUAUGCCUCAUUAUCCAGAGGAGAUAGAAUAUUCUGACAAAUAUUUUGAUGAUUAUUAUGAAUACAGACAUGUUAUCUUGCCCAAACACAUAUUCAAAAAAAUUACUAAAGGAAAAUUGUUAAAUGAAAUGGAAUGGAGAGCAAUUGGAGUACAACAAUCUAGAGGAUGGGCUCAUUAUGAAACUCAUAGACCUGAACCUCACAUCUUAUUAUUUAGACGCCCUAAAAAUACUGACCCAAAUACUGGUUUACCACCUCCCGGAUUUAGUGCGCCAUAUUGAUAGUUAAAUAUUGAAUAUUUAAAAUUAACAAAAGAACUCCAAAUUAGAAUCCAAGAAGAUAAUGAGUUCUAAA
Molecule: messenger RNA, 368 nt
Organism: Paramecium tetraurelia
Lineage: Eukaryota; Ciliophora; Oligohymenophorea; Peniculida; Parameciidae
Exons: 2
Coding region: 17-295 (92 amino acids)
Biological process (GO): regulation of mitotic cell cycle
Cellular component (GO): SCF ubiquitin ligase complex; cyclin-dependent protein kinase holoenzyme complex
Molecular function (GO): protein kinase binding; cyclin-dependent protein serine/threonine kinase activator activity; histone binding
Source: RefSeq, a predicted model, not a curated record